CAGAAAUCACAAGCUGUUGCCCUUUUGAAAUCCUAAUAUCGCACAAUGCGCCCCUACAAGCAAGUGGUUCUCAAACUACCGAAACACAGUGGGGCCACGACCCUUGGCCUGUUCCAUAUGGAUGUGGACGACUACUCACUGAGCCCCGAUGAGGAUGCCGACAUUUUUUACGUGAUCAAUCGCAGGGCAGUAACUCUGUUUCAGCAGGGAAGGUCUUGGAUGAGGCGUUUUCGUUAUUACAGUGCAGGAAACGCUUUUAUGAAAGCAAUAAACUCUAUGAAGAACUGCAGAGUUUGCAGUUUCGAGCAGGAGUGCCAGCGAACUGAUCUGCUGAUCGCGCUCCUCGAAAACUUGAUGGUCUGCUUCAACAAGAUUAGGCGGUCUAAGUGCGUCUGCACUGCCAUGAAGGACUUGCGCCUCCUGACCAAAAACAAUCCUUCGUGGUGGGCGCUCUGUCAGGAGGGUCGUGCCCUAGAGGCCUUGGGUAAAUACUAUCCUGCCCGUUUGUCCUACACAAAGGCGCUGAAGAAAAAGCCCGGGGAGCAGAGUAUUAAGGAGGAGAUUACCAGAAUCAGCAAGAGAAUCGGCGAUCUUGAGGGGACGAAACAAAUGCUUUCUCAGCUGUCCAUAUAACGUGCCUGUUGCGUAUAACCGAAGCCCUAAAUAUGAAAAUCAACUGAAUUUACCAUAAAUCUCCAUUUGAAGCAUCAAGCCACUCGCUGAUAAUAAUAUAUGAAAAGCAGUAUA
Drosophila erecta is the source of this 747-nucleotide messenger RNA. Its product is annotated as inactive peptidyl-prolyl cis-trans isomerase shutdown. Bases 46 to 633 code for a protein of 195 amino acids. The transcript has 2 exons. Lineage: Eukaryota; Metazoa; Arthropoda; Insecta; Diptera; Drosophilidae. Gene Ontology annotation, molecular function: protein binding. The record is from RefSeq and is a predicted model, not a curated record.